GGGAAGGAGGAGGACGAGGAGGGGGAAGAUGGCGGCGCCUGGCCUGGCCUGAGGCCUGGUCUGUGUCUGUGAGGCGGGAAGGAAGAGGACGGAGAGAGAGAGAGAGAGAGAGAGAGAGGGAAAUGAAGACCCUAUGAAGUCACCACAGACAUGAAAAGAAAAUAUCAAUAUCUAGUGGAGAUUGAGGAAUUUGGAAACCAAAGGGCAAUAAUGAAAGAAAUCCUGUGGGAAGAAGAAAUCCUCUCUAGGUGCCAAUCUUGUGGAACUCAAUUUUGAUUAAAAAGAAAAAGGUAACACUCACGUGUCUGUAUCAAAGUCAAUCAUACACAUAACUGUCAACAUGGAGGAGAAACCCUUUACAUGUCUUGAGUGUGGAAAGAGCUUCAGUUGGAGGAGCAAUCUGCUACGGCAUGAAAGGACUCACACUGGGGAGAAACCCUUUGAAUGCCUGGAGUGUGGACAGAGCUUCACUCAUCGUUCAGGCCUACGUCAACAUCAAAGAACUCACACUGGGGAGAAACCCUAUAAAUGCUUGGAGUGUGGACAGAGCUUCACUGAUCGUUCAGGCCUACGUAGACAUCAAAGGACUCACACUGGGGAGAAACUCUAUACAUGUCUUGAGUGUGGACAGAGCUUCACUCAUAGUUCAAGCCUACGUUCACAUCAAAGGACUCACACUGGGGAGAAACCCUAUAACUGCCUGGAGUGUGGACAGAGCUUCACUCAUAAUUCAGGCCUACAUUCACAUCAAAGGACUCACACUGGGGAGAAACCCUAUAAAUGUCUGGAGUGUGGACAGAGCUUCACUCGUAGUUCAGUUCUGCGUUCACAUGAAAGGACUCACACUGGAGAGAAACCCUAUGAGUGCCUGGAGUGUGGACAGAGCUUCAGUGAUUGUUCAACUCUACGUAAACAUCAAAGGAUUCACACUGGGGAAAAACCCUAUAAAUGCGUGGAGUGUGGACAGAGCUUUACUCGGAAGGGACACUUACAUUCACAUCAAAGGACUCACACUGGGGAGAAACCCUAUGACUGCCUGGAGUGUGGACAGAGCUUCGCUCAGAGUUCAACUUUACAUAUGCAUCAAAGGACUCACACUGGGGAGAAACCCUAUAAAUGCCUGGAGUGUGGACAGAGCUUCACUCAGAGUUCAGGCCUACGUUCACAUCAAAGGACUCACACUGGGGAGAAACCCUAUAAAUGCCUGCAGUGUGGACAGACCUUCACUCAUAAUUCAGGCCUACGUUCACAUCAAAGGACUCACACUGGGGAGAAACCCUAUAAAUGCCUGGAGUGUGGACAGACCUUCAUUCAUAAUUCAGGCCUACGUUCACAUCAAAGGACUCACACUGGGGAGAAACCCUAUAACUGCCUGGAGUGUGGACAGAGCUUCACUCAUAAUUCAGGCCUACGUUCACAUCAAAGGACUCACACUGGGGAGAAACCCUAUAAAUGCCUGGAGUGUGGACAGAGCUUCACUCGUAAUUCAGGUCUACGUUCACAUCAAAGGACUCACACUGGGGAGAAACCCUAUAAAUGCCUGGAGUGUGGACAGAGCUUCACUCAGAGUUCAGGCCUACGUAUACAUCAAAGGACUCACACUGGGGAGAAACCCUAUAAAUGCCUGGAGUGUGGACAGACCUUCACUCAUAAUUCAGGCCUACGUUCACAUCAAAGGACUCACACUGGGGAGAAACCCUAUAACUGCCUGGAGUGUGGACAGAGCUUCACUCAUAAUUCAGACCUACGUUCACAUCAAAGGACUCACACUGGGGAGAAACCCUAUAAAUGCCUGGAGUGUGGACAGAGCUUCAUUCGUAAUUCAGGUCUACGUUCACAUCAUAGGACUCACACUGGGGAGAAACCCUAUGAGUGCCUGGAGUGUGGACAGAGCUUCAGUGAUUGUUCAACUCUACGUAAACAUCAAAGGACUCACACUGGGGAAAAACCCUAUAAAUGCGUGGAGUGUGGACAGAGCUUUACUUGGAAGGGACACUUACAUUCACAUCAAAGGACUCACACUGGGGAGAAACCCUAUGACUGCCUGGAGUGUGGACAGAGCUUCGCUCAGAAUUCAACUUUACAUAUACAUCAAAGGACUCACACUGGGGAGAAACCCUAUAAAUGCCUGGAGUGUGGGCAGAGCUUCACUCAGAGUUCAGGCCUACGUAGACAUCAAAGGACUCACACUGGGGAGAAACCCUAUAAAUGCCUGGAGUGUGGACAGAGCUUCAAUAAGAGGGAAAUUCUACGUAUACAUCAAAGAACUCACACUGGGGAGAAACCAUAUACAUGCCUUUAGUGUGGACAGAUUUUCACUCAGGAACCACGUCUACAUACACAUCAAAGGAUGCACACUGGGAGAAACCUUAUACAUGCCUGGAGUGUGGAAAAACCUUCACUUACAAUGUAAAUCUACAUUCACAUCACAGGACUUUUCAUGACAACAAUAGGGGCAUAUGUCAAGUGUCAGAUUUAUGAAUGAGAAUAAGUGGUACCAAAGGCAGAAGUGUGCUUGUAUAGGAUUGUCUACAUGGAGUAGAAUCAUACGGUAUAAAAAACAAUGAAUAGAGAGUGUGAAGUUUAUAGAAAUAGAUCCAUUCUUGUCUAUUUUUUGUUUGUUGGUGUAGUUUGUGUCUUUGUGGGUACAGUAGAGUCUCACUUAUCCAAGCUAAACGGGCCGGCAGAAGCGUGGAUAAGCGAAUAUCUUGGAUAAUAAGGAGGGAUUAAGGAAAAGCCUAUUAAACAUCAAAUUAGGUUAUGAUUUUACACAUUAAGCACCAAAACAUCAUGUUAUAAAACAAAUUUGACAGAAAAAGCAGUUCAAUACGCAGUAAUGUUAUGUUGUAAUUACUGUAUUUACGAAUUUAGCACCAAAAUAUCAUGAUGUAUUGAAAACAUUGAAUACAAAAAUGGCUUGGAUAAUCCAGAAACUUGGAUAAGCGAGGCUUGGAUAAGUGAGACUCUACUGUAUGUGUUUUGUUGAUACUUGUUUCUAAUUUAGCUUUGUACUUUGUUGUAGUAGCUAGUUAGUUAGCCACAUAAGUUUAGCAUCAUAUAUUAUGUAAUUUCUCCUUUAUGCAAUAUUAUUGUUUUUACUUAAAAAUUAUUUUCUAAAAAGGUGGCUAAUUUAGAUAGGUUAAAAAUUCUGAGACUGGAGUGGCAGAUAGAAGUGAUUUUAGACCCAUGUGGAGUUUAUUGCCCAAUUUAUUUUGCCUUUAAGGUUGGCCGCAUAGCUCUGGAGUUGAUUGUUAUCCUGUCAGCGAUGCAGAAAGGAGACAUCCCCAGAACUUCUGCCUGCCAGCCGGGAUUAUAUAAAUCCUCCUCUGCCUAUCUCACAUGAAUUAUCCCGUUCUCAAUUUGUGCUGGCUUAUCGAUAAAUUGAGUGGCAACCCUUCAGUUGAGCUCGGCAGCGCAGCUACUCGGCUUUAUUUACACAAGCAUAUAUCCCAGGGUUGUUCACACAGCUGACUAUGGUAGUGAAAUACAGUAACACCCCAAAUCCACAAACGGGGUUUAUUGGGCCUACUAUAAAGGCACCAAAAUAUACCCUGCAAGAUUUCAAAGUUCCGUUGGCUUUUCUAUUAGGCAAAGACAUUAGAAGUCAUACAGCAAAAGGAGAAGAAUAAGGCCAUUGUGAGUGUGACAGGCCCACAGUUUGUCAAGGUGUUGGCUUUGUUAAUGUCAGGCAAGGUAUUAUUUUUCCUCAUUUGGGCUCAGUGAGACAGUCAUAAGAUCCGGGCAAUAAAAAGGGAGCUUGAGAGCCAUGCUGCUUCUGCCCUGGAUGAGGUAGUCGAGAAUAGCUUGCUCUCAACCACUAAACAUCCGAGCCUUUCAAGCGUUAUUCGUAGAUUUGUUAAUGCUAAUUAAUUAGGGAGAUAAGUUUCCCCUGGCCUGCUUCUAAAGCUGAGAGAGUGUGACUGGGACAAGGUCAGGUCAGAGAUUCUGUAGCUGAGCAGGGAUUUAAACGCUGGUCUCCAGAGUCAAUAGUCCAAGUGCUGCAUCAUGCUGGUGUGAAGACUGUAAUGGCCACGAGAGAGAAGGGUCUUACAGUUGGAUGGACUCGGUCAAAGGCGCUUUGGCCGCUGCCUUGGCUUUGCAAAGCCUGAGCAGGACGGGAGGAUACAGUGGCCUGGAGGCCGCUCCGUCAUGAGAUCACCACAAGUUCAUCUGAUGGCUGUCAGUGAAGCAUCAACUAUGGCGUUGGAUAAUCAUCAGCAUAGAACAAAGACGAGGAACUCCCCUCCGGAAACUUACUGGUACAUUGGUAAGCAUUUAAAGUGGAUAAAAACUUAUUUGAUAAUAAGUUUUGAUAUUAUUGAUAUACCGUAACUUGAAACUGUUUUGGACUCUGGAGAUGACCAUGUUAUUGCUAAGUUGUAUAAACUUUUGUUGAAACAUGAAAUGGAGGAGGCGAAAGAUUGUGUGGUAAAGUGGGCACAACAUUUUGGUAAACGAAUACAAAGGGAACAACGGGAAAGGGUUUGGACAAAGAGUGUGGAAUUUACAAUUGAGUAAAAAUACUUUUUAUAACAUGAUGUAUAGAUGAUACCUGACACCAGAAAGGAUGGCGAAGAUCUGUAACAACAGUUCUAGAUUGUUGGAAAAGUGGGGGAAAGGUGGGCACUUUUUAUCAUGUGUCGUGGUCAGGUAAAAAGGCCCAGAAAUACUGGGCACAAAUACAUAUGGUUUUAGAAGAAAUGGUUAAAGUCAAAUUUGAAAUGAAACCUGAACUCUUAUCUGCUUGGGAUGUGAGAUGAACAACUUAAUAGGAAAUGUGGGAGGAGAUUGCUAUAGGUGAGAACGGCAGCAAGAAUGACCUCCACUUAAAGAUGGAAAGACUGUCAGAAAAUGAUUGGCUGACGAAAAUGUGAUUCUGUCAGAAAAUGAUUGGCUUAUGAAAAUGUGAUUCUGUCAGAAAAUGAUUGGCUGACGAAAACAAGUGAGUUUGUGGGAAUGAAGAGGUUUACUACGUUGACUGAGGAGAAAUCUCUCACUUAAGAAAGACCGGGGCCCAUUGAUUGUGUUCCUCCAACAACGAUGGGGCCAAAUCUCCAUCACUGUCUGUUUGUUUGGGACUAGAAGUGUGUUACUAUGUGAGAAAGGACGUUCCAAGGGUUGCUUUUCACUAAACGGGUGUAGAAAACAGAGAGAAGAUAACAACCAGAGAGAGAAUGCCAGGUCAUUACAUUAGAUAACGUAGAUUGUUUGUAGUUAUUGGGGUUUUUUAUAUAUAGGAUAAAGUAGUAUUAUUCUAGAAACAGUAUUUUUAAUCUCUUGUUGUUGAUGUUGUUUUGUUUUUGUAUAUCUAAAUAAAGAAAUGAAUCAAA
Molecule: messenger RNA, 5330 nt
Organism: Anolis carolinensis (green anole)
Lineage: Eukaryota; Metazoa; Chordata; Lepidosauria; Squamata; Anolidae
Product: zinc finger protein 850-like
Exons: 2
Coding region: 341-2302 (653 amino acids)
Source: RefSeq, a predicted model, not a curated record